AUGGAAGCUCACGGUGAUGGCUGCCUCAUAGCGUCCAAUAGGCAGUUCGGGAUCAGAUAAGGCGGAUACCUGGCAGCGGCACCGACACGACCACACACGUCGGUUUCAGCUUUCUCAAUCUCCUGGAAGGAAUUGAAGGAGGGGACAGGAGGAGGAGACGGAGGAGGGAGAGGGUGGGUGGAUGGGUGGGAUCGUGAGGCAAUCAAGAAAACUAAAACCCACCGACCAGCAGAAAGAAAGAUGGCAUCCUUGUUUUUGCUGGGGAAUACCCUCAUCAACAGCUGGAGCAGCAGCAGCAGUCAGUAUCAGUCAUGCUACUCGCUGUUCCACCUCUCCCAUAUCCACAGCAGCAGGAAAAGAAGGAGAUCGGGCUGCUGCUGCUGCAACUCCGCACCGGCUCUGCUUGCGGCGGCGGUCAUCUUCUCAUCGUCCGCCCUUCAGUCUCCGGAGACCCUAUUGGACGUGCCCCAGACGCUUUCCGGAACUGACGGCAAGCAGGCAAGGAUCCAGCGGCCCAAGUCGACCAAGGCAGAGUCCUGCACCAUCAAGUGUGUCACCACCUGCAUCCGAGGAGGCGCCGGCUCACCUGGUGAAGGACCCCUUAACGUGAGGAGGCCUCUUGUGGUUUUCAAGCAAGGAUUCCGUAGUCGCCAAUAUUGCUUGGCAGAGUGCUCAGAUAUCUGCAACCGAAUCAAGGAUGGAGAGGAUGGACCCUGAACAAAUCUGUUUAGUCUGCAGCUGUUCCAUGCAUGGUACUGGAGUAAGAAGUUUGUGGACCUGAUUUCCUACACUCAACAAAUGAUUCACCAGACAACCCUGCGCAACCAAUACAUUCAUCAGCCACUGGAAUUUAUGCAUAUUUUAUCUGCAUUCCAGAAAGCUAUUGAAGCAAAUGAUUGAUCAGCACUGUUCAUGUCACUUUUUCAUUCUAAAAUGGAUUUCAUGUUGAUGCGUCCACAACUACCUGAGAAAAAAAAAGGGAACUAGGAACAUGAUGGAAGGUUAA
This is a messenger RNA of Elaeis guineensis (African oil palm), 1006 nucleotides long. The record is from RefSeq and is a predicted model, not a curated record. Lineage: Eukaryota; Viridiplantae; Streptophyta; Magnoliopsida; Arecales; Arecaceae.